AUGUCGAACUCAUUGGAACAAUUGAAAGCUACAGGCACAGUUAUCGUCACCGAUACUGGUGAAUUUGAGUCAAUUGCUAAGUACACCCCUCAAGAUGCGACCACCAAUCCUUCUUUGAUUUUGGCUGCUUCCAAGAAACCAGAAUACUCGAAGUUGAUUGACAUUGCCAUCAAAUAUGCUGAUGACAAAGGCUCAAACCCAAAAGAAAAGGCCGUAAUUGCCAUGGACAGAUUGUUAGUUGAGUUCGGAAAAGAAAUCUUGGCUAUUGUUCCAGGUAGAGUUUCUACUGAAGUUGAUGCCAGAUUGUCUUUCGACAAGGAAGGAACCAUCAAGAAAGCAAUUGAAAUCAUCGACUUGUAUAAGUCGAUUGGAAUCUCUAAGGAAAGAGUCUUGAUUAAGAUCGCUUCUACCUGGGAGGGCAUUCAAGCUGCCAAGGAAUUGGAAGAGAAGCAUAAGAUCAGUUGUAACUUGACAUUGUUGUUCUCUUUCACCCAAGCCGUUGCUUGUGCUGAGGCUAAUGUGACGUUGAUCUCUCCAUUUGUUGGAAGAAUUUUGGACUGGUACAAGGCUUCUACUGGUAAAGAGUACGAUGCUGAGAGCGAUCCAGGUGUUUUGUCGGUUAGAAACAUUUUCAACUACUACAAGAAGUACGAUUACAAGACCAUUGUUAUGGGUGCUUCGUUCAGAAACACUGGUGAAAUCAAGGCUUUGGCCGGUUGCGACUACUUAACUGUUUCUCCAAAGUUGUUGGAGGAAUUGAUGAACUCUUCCGAGCCUGUCCCUAAGAUUUUGGACUCUAAAGCUGCUCAAUCUGAGGAUCUUGAAAAGGUUUCCUACAUCCAUGAUGAACCAAAGUUCAGAUUCUUGUUGAAUGAGGAUGCUAUGGCAACUGAGAAAUUGUCUCAAGGUAUUCGUGGCUUUGCUAAGGAUACUGAGUCCUUGCUUUCUCAAUUGGAAAGCAGAUUUUAA
Molecule: messenger RNA, 969 nt
Organism: Clavispora lusitaniae ATCC 42720
Lineage: Eukaryota; Fungi; Ascomycota; Pichiomycetes; Serinales; Metschnikowiaceae
Gene: TAL1
Product: sedoheptulose-7-phosphate:D-glyceraldehyde-3-phosphate transaldolase
Biological process (GO): pentose-phosphate shunt; pentose-phosphate shunt, non-oxidative branch; carbohydrate metabolic process
Cellular component (GO): cytoplasm; intracellular anatomical structure
Molecular function (GO): transaldolase activity
Source: RefSeq, a predicted model, not a curated record